Molecule: messenger RNA, 819 nt
Organism: Rotaria sp. Silwood2
Lineage: Eukaryota; Metazoa; Rotifera; Eurotatoria; Philodinida; Philodinidae
Source: the annotation of a GenBank genome assembly
AUGAAGCGCGAACUUGCAUCAUGGUCAUAUCAAUAUGCACCAUCCAUUCACUCUACUCGUUCGUUUCUCGACGAUGUAACUAUAAACGAGUUUGCCAUUGCGUCUAAUAAUUUAAAUUCAGAGAUGAUAUUUGUACUCAUUCUAACAACUAAUCAUUGGAUUGAAAUCUAUUCCGCUAAAUCACUUAACGAUGAAGCUCUUUAUAGUCUUCAUCUUCGUUCUCCAGCACGAGUUCAUUCGACAAUUAAUGGAAAUUUUUAUGUUUUAACAUGCAAUGGUAUCGUUUAUUCUAUCGCUCAACAAAUUAAUUCGGACAAUGAAUUUAAUUUCAAUCAGAAAACCAAUUAUCAAUUAAAAAUUUCAUGUUCAAUGAUGCUAAGUUCUGUCUUAACUCUCAAUGGACAAGAAAGUUUUGUUGUUUUUGCUGACAAUGGGCAAUCAAUGGCGAUUUGUACUAUGGAACGAGUUAUCUAUAUUGGCGUCGAUGUUUCACCUUACAUUUCAUCAUCAUCAUCAUUGAAAUCAAUCACUAGUGAAAAAACACAAAAUUUAUUGUUAUUAUAUUUCAAUAAUAAAACUCUCAUCUCGUGUCAAGUAAAACUUAAUGAAUCAAAUGAGAAAGGCUCACUUCAGUUUACUCCAUUCGAUGAAGCUGAUAAAUUUUGUCUACAAAAUAAUUGCCUUGCUACGUACAAUAAUGGGAAAGCUCAACUUAAUUUACAUGACAUUCGUUCAUGUACAUGCUAUGAACCGAUUCAACUCGAUAAUGAAUGUCAAUACUUAUGUUUCAAUGAAUCAGCAACUUAUGUUUUCGCAUUA